This is a messenger RNA of Plasmodium gonderi, 753 nucleotides long. RefSeq names its product variable surface protein. The transcript has 3 exons. NCBI's taxonomy places the organism in Eukaryota, Apicomplexa, Aconoidasida, Haemosporida, Plasmodiidae. Bases 1 to 753 code for a protein of 250 amino acids. The record is from RefSeq and is a predicted model, not a curated record.
AUGCAUUAUAAAUAUGUGGAUAUAUUCACUGAAUGUAAUGGUAUUAUCGACGGGUUUAUCACAGGAAAAGUUCCUAAAAAUCUGGAAAAUACGGAUAAGAUUUUUCAAAAAUAUAACAUAUUAAGAAAUAAGUUCACUUUGAAUGAAUGUGACAUAGUUUCCUCAUAUUUAAUGGAAAUAGAUUCAAAUAUUCGUCCCCACAACAUAUCAUUAGAAGCCGGUGCUUUAUUCUUAUAUUAUUGGAUACAUGAUAAACUUAGUUAUAAGGGUAUAAGUAUAUAUACGAAAGAUGUUUAUAAUGCGUUUAUAAAAGAACAUCAUCAAACAUAUGGAACAGAUGUUUUCAAGGACUAUAUUGAUAUAACAUUUAGAGAUGGCGUAAUGAAAAAUGUGAACUCUCUGUAUGAUAUGUAUUCAUGCCUUAAUCAUAAAAAAGUUAAUGGUUCAUAUGCUAAGGACAACAAUUUUUGUAAUUCAUUAGAUGUUUUUGUAAAUAAAUAUAAUGAAAACAUUGGAACAUUAGCCAGUAGAAUUAUUGAAAAAAAAAUAUCAUUACCUUGCCAAAAAAAUAUGGCUGUUACUAUAUUAAUUACAACGGUCACAUUUGGUUCACAUGGCCUUUCACUUCUGCAUAAAAUAAAAAGUAUAAAAAACACAUGGAAUUAUAUGGAUCAAGAAUUGAGAACAUCCCAAGAAUCAUAUAUAUCAAACAUUGACUCUAGAGAUAUAGGAUAUAAUUUAUUAUAUGAUUAG